This is a messenger RNA of Pomacea canaliculata, 3331 nucleotides long. RefSeq names its product sodium/glucose cotransporter 5-like. Gene Ontology annotation, cellular component: plasma membrane. Bases 352 to 2325 code for a protein of 657 amino acids. The transcript is spliced from 16 exons. Lineage: Eukaryota; Metazoa; Mollusca; Gastropoda; Architaenioglossa; Ampullariidae. Gene Ontology annotation, molecular function: D-glucose:sodium symporter activity. Gene Ontology annotation, biological process: transmembrane transport. The record is from RefSeq and is a predicted model, not a curated record.
AGUUCAGAUCGUGACACCGGCACUAAUAAAAGACUACACAACAUUAACUGUGUGUGUAUGUAAGCGGCUCACUGUUUCUAACAUGUUGUAAAUGGAAAUGUCGGACGGCAACAUUCUGUUGUAACCAGGAGUCCUACUUAUUCAACCUUCGCGCCAUUUUAGGUCACUCGCUUUCGUGGGUCACGAGCGGCGCGCGACCCGAGGACGCUGCGAGAGAGAGUACGCAGCUCAGUUGACAGGAGAGGUCGGCGCGAGACCAACAGAUGGUUCAGCAGGCCACGCCUGGUCAUCAUGGUGCUCCAUAGCUGAAAACCUCGUUAGUGGAGGGAAGUCCUCAAGUUGUUAAGACAGAUGAGCAUGGCAGACGACGGCCGCCACACUCCUGGCCUUGACCACUGGGGGGACAUCACAGUUGUGGCUGUGUACUUCGUUCUGGUACUGGCUGUGGGCUUGUGGACGCUGUGUCGACCCAACCGUGAAAGCAUAUCCGGGUACUUUCUUGCCGGGCGCAACAUAAAAUGGUGGCCGGUGGGGGCGUCUUUGUUCUCCAGCAACAUCGGCUCGGAGCACUUUGUAGGCCUGGCAGGGACCGGAGCUGCUGCGGGAAUCGCCAUGGUGAUGUAUGAAUGGAAUUCUAUGUUCCUGGUGAUUCUGCUUGGCUGGCUGUUUCUUCCAGUCUACAUGUCAGCUGGGGUAUUCACCUUACCUGAGUACAUGGGCAAGCGAUUUGGAGGAACGAGGCUGAGAGUUUACCUCAGCUGUCUGUCGCUAGUGCUGUACAUCGUCACCAAACUGGCGGUGAGUAUCUAUGCCGGGGCACUGUUCAUCAAACUGGCGCUGGCCUGGGACAUGUACAUAUCUGUAGUGGGGCUACUGGCUAUCACUGGCCUCUACACUAUCUUGGGUGGACUGGCUGCGGUGAUCUACACCGACACCUUCCAGACGGCGGUCAUGACAUGUGGUGCUGUCGUCCUCUCAGUUAUCAGUUUCCAGAAAGUGGGCGGUUAUGAUGCGCUGCGUCAGCGCUACAUGGAGGCUAUCCCCGCCAGUCGCCCUAGCAACACGUCCACCUGCGGGGUGCCACCCGCCGACGCCUUCCACAUCUUCCACUCGCCACUGAGUGACGACAACCCAUGGCCUGGCCUCAUGCUGCAGUCCAGCCUCGGCUGCAUGUGGUACUGGUGCUGCGACCAGGUGAUCGUGCAGCGCUCCCUAGCGGCCAAGAACCUUACGCACGCCAAAGCAGGCUCCAUCAUGGCGGGCUACCUAAAACUGACCCCGCUAUUCUUCAUGAUCUUCCCCGGCAUGAUUUCCCGUGCUCUCUUUCCAGACUCGGUGGCAUGUGUCGAUCCACAAGCCUGUCAGCACUUUUGUGAAAAUGCCGUCGGCUGUUCCAACAUCGCCUACCCAAAGCUGGUACUUGAGCUACUUCCGGUUGGGUUACGCGGUCUGCUAAUGGCGGUGAUGCUGUCUGCCAUCAUGUCAUCAUUGACGUCCAUCUUUAACUCCUCCUCCACGCUGUUCACCAUGGACCUGUGGCGCCGCCUGCGCCUCACCGCCACGGAGCGCGAGCUCCUCAUCGUGGGCAGGUUCUUUGUGCUUAUCUUAUGUGUGGUGGCCAUUCUGUGGAUCCCACUGGUUAAGUCUUCGCAAGGAGGACAACUCUUUAACUAUAUCCAGGCCGUGCAGGGUUAUCUUGGUACUCCUAUCGGAGCUCUUUUCAUCCUGGGAGUUCUGUGGACGAGAAUGAACGAAAGAGGCGCCUUCUACGGGACGAUGGUGGGACACACCUGUGGGGUCAUACGCAUGGCCCUCGAUUUCACCUUUCCUGCCCCGGGGUGCGAUCAGAUGGACAGCCGCCCACGGGUUCUGUCAGCUGUACACUACACCUACUUUGGAGUGCUGAACUUCUUCAUCACAGCCAUCGCUAUCGUCGUCUUCAGCUACACUGGCAAGAAACAGACAGAUGAACAGCUGCGAGGUGUCACAUGGUGGACCCGCCUGGACAAGCUUAAGGAGACCUUUGACAAGGAGCCUGACGAUGACAUGAACAGAAAUAACCACGAAAUGAAUAUAGCAGACGAUAAUCAAGCCAACCAUCAGCAGAACGACAUCGACGAGGACAGUGAAGGCAGGUGCCAUCGAUGGUUUGACGUCAUAUGCGGAAUUCCCAGUGCGCAUGCGCGGUCUCGCACUAGACCGGAAAUAACGGAGGAGCAGAGACUGGAGUUCCUGUACGAAAAACCCAAGUGGGUGAAGAUCUUGAACAUCAACGCUGCCAUAGGGAUGACAGUGAUGGCGUUUCUCACUGGAUUCUACCGCUGAAGAUGUGUCCUGCGGGUGUGGUCUUCAUGUGCUGUGGGUCAGUUUAUUCCUCGACAGGGGAGUUGUUACAGAAAUGCUUCUUUUAUUUCUCACAAUUGAGUCAGUCUUUUUUUUUUUUUUGGUUCAUUUUAGUCAUCGAAAACAAUUUAUUCAUAACACUACAUAUACAGAACGACAGAAAGAUAUAAUCAUUUUCUCCGCCAUGUACUGGAGCAGGAAAAGACUGGACGUGUGGAAAGUGUGGCAUGGUUGGCUGUUAGGAAAAUGCCUCCAACUAGCAAUGUUUUUGUACUACGAUAGAAACGGGAGGAAAUUGGAGCACUUCUCUCACCCUGAAUGGCAGUUCUGUGAACAGGAAUCCUCCCAUGGAGAAAUACAUAUUCCCCGAGACGAAAUCCUCCAUCGAUCUGCACUAUCAUCAUGGACAUGUUUGAUACAAGUUUGUGCUGUGAUUGUACCCAACGAACAUCCACAUCAUAACAUCAGACACGUGUAGCUCGAAAUUCGAUCUGCAGUAUGUGAAAAUUGUUUUAAUGCAUAUAUUUUUUCUUGAUUCAUUAAGUUUAGGAAUUGGCUUGUUCGUGGCUAGAGAUAUUAGUCCCACAGCCUAGAGUGCUGUAAGGGCAGUGAAGCAAAGUAGUUUUAGGGUCUUCCGCCUCGUUUAGCUCCCCUUAUAUAUAUAUACAUCAGAUAACCAGUUUGGUUCAGCUUACCAGCCACAGACCUCGAAUCAAUAAAUAAUUGCACUAACCACCAACCCGUUACCGCCCCCAACCCCUCAUAGAGAAGAAUAGAGGAACGAUGAAAUAGAGGUUGAUAUUAAUCAUUUUAUUGCUUUAAGCGGAUAAAAAAAAAUUUUAAUUGCCAGAAACUGAUAUUGAACUUUAGUUAAAUCAUCAUUACAUUGAUAUUAAAAUUUUCAAUAAUCACAAUUACAUUUAUAUUGAAACGUGCGCAGGAAGUAUGUAUAGCGCAUAUUGUAAGUAAAACAAGUUUUUAAACAAAA